Molecule: messenger RNA, 659 nt
Organism: Euleptes europaea (tarantolino)
Lineage: Eukaryota; Metazoa; Chordata; Lepidosauria; Squamata; Sphaerodactylidae
Gene: BLOC1S4
Product: biogenesis of lysosomal organelles complex 1 subunit 4
Exons: 5
Coding region: 1-642 (213 amino acids)
Cellular component (GO): BLOC-1 complex
Source: RefSeq, a predicted model, not a curated record
AUGGACGAGGAGGCGGCGGCGGCCGUCGUCGUCCCUGAGGAGCCUCCGCCGCUCUCCCAGCUGAGCGGAGACAGCGGCAACGUCUCGCAGAGUCACAGCAGCGCCUCGGGCCUGGCCGACGAGGAAGGGGCGCUGGAGGGGGAGCAGCUGCUGCUGCUGCUGCGGGCGGCCACGGCAGACUACGCCGCCUGCCUGCUGCAGCCGCUGGACAGGGGCGCCUCCGCUGGGCAGAUCAGAACCUUAGACAAGAGUCUGGAAGACCUCCUGACCAGGGUAGAUGAGUUUGUGGGGAUGCUAGACAUGAUUCGAAAUGACUCCUCCCAAAUAGUCAAUGAAAGCUUGCCACAUAUUCAUGCAAAGGCUAUGGAAAUGAGGCAGCUAUAUAGAAAGAUAGACAAACUGGAGGUUUUUGUAAAAAUGGUUGGAAACCGUGUGGCUGGGAUGGAGGAACACAUUGCAAAAGCCGAAGCAGACCUUGGAACUUUCCCAAAUACUUUCAAAAAACUCUUACACACAAUUAACGUGCCAUCCUUUCUUAAUAAAUCAUCUCCCUCGAGGCCGAAGCAAAGCCUUUAUGAACCUCCUGACCUCUUCAGGACUGAAGACUACUUUCCCUCGAUGCGUGAAACACAAUAUAUGUGAUUGAGGAGACAGUGAUG